Molecule: messenger RNA, 384 nt
Organism: Raphanus sativus (radish)
Lineage: Eukaryota; Viridiplantae; Streptophyta; Magnoliopsida; Brassicales; Brassicaceae
Product: probable cytochrome c oxidase subunit 5C-1
Exons: 2
Coding region: 43-234 (63 amino acids)
Source: RefSeq, a predicted model, not a curated record
UUUGCCAAAACUCAGUUAAACAGGAGAGUGAGGAAAGAAGAGAUGGCUGGGCACAAGAUUGCACACGCAACCUUGAAAGGUCCGAGUGUUGUGAAGGAGUUAGUUAUCGGUCUUGCACUAGGGCUAGCGGCUGGUGGGUUAUGGAAGAUGCACCACUGGAACGAGCAGAGGAAGACGAGGACAUUCUAUGAUUUGCUUGACAAGGACGAGAUUAGCGUCGUUGUUGCAGAGUAGUAGUAGUAGUAUUUGUAGAGAGAGAGAGAGAGAUCUUCUCCUCCAACACUAAAUAUUUUGAUGAUGAUGAUCACUUCUAAAUUUUAGCGUUUGUUAUUAGUUUCAAACCUAUCAUAUCAUACUUAAUUCAUUCUUGUUACUUUGGCACAA